Molecule: messenger RNA, 942 nt
Organism: Amaranthus tricolor (Joseph's coat)
Lineage: Eukaryota; Viridiplantae; Streptophyta; Magnoliopsida; Caryophyllales; Amaranthaceae
Product: protein CUP-SHAPED COTYLEDON 1-like
Exons: 3
Coding region: 1-942 (313 amino acids)
Biological process (GO): regulation of DNA-templated transcription
Molecular function (GO): DNA binding
Source: RefSeq, a predicted model, not a curated record
AUGGAUAACAAUGAGAACAUUUUACCACCUGGUUUUAGGUUUCACCCAACAGAUGAAGAAUUAAUUACUUAUUAUCUUCUUAAUAAAGUUCUUGAUUCUAAUUUCAAUUCUCGUGCCAUUUCUGAGGUUGAUCUCAACAAAUCUGAGCCCUGGGAACUUCCUGAAAAGGCAAAAAUGGGAGAAAAAGAGUGGUACUUUUACAGCCUAAGAGAUAGGAAGUAUCCCACAGGAUUAAGAACGAACCGGGCAACAGAAGCUGGUUAUUGGAAGGCAACCGGGAAAGAUAGAGAAAUUUAUAACUUUAAAACAAGUUCACUUGUUGGUAUGAAGAAAACACUUGUAUUUUACAGAGGAAGAGCUCCUAAGGGUGAAAAGAGUAAUUGGGUUAUGCAUGAAUAUCGUCUUGAAGGCAAAUUCUCCUACCAUUACCUCUCCCGCACCUCUAAGGAUGAGUGGGUGAUUGCAAGGGUGUUCAAGAAGACAGAUGCAGGCACCACCACCACCAUUGGAGGAAAACAAGGCCGAAGCAACGGACUCAUGAGCCUAUUUAAUCAAGCCUGCACCUCAUCGUCAUCGGUUUCGCUCUCGCCUUCCCACCACCUUCCACAGCUCCUAGACUCCUCUUAUGGAGACGUCAAUGAGAUCAGUUGCUCCUCUUAUGACCAAGGAAAUCAUUUGAUCAACAACAAGCACGUGUCCUGUUUCUCCACAAACCCUAAUUUUAACUCAUUAUUUGAUCAUCAUAUCACUUUCCCACCACCGCCAUCUCUGCCGCCAGUGCUACCGUCUCAGGGUGGUGAUGGUGGUGGAUAUAGUCCCGCGGGGUUUCUCGCUUUCCCUAGCCUAUGGUCUCUUCACGAUAAUCUUAUUAUUCCGUGGGUCGAAGAUGGUUCACCCGUCGCCCAUGGAAAUAGUUAUUGUGAGAAUAAUAUAAGUAUGUAG